AUGACUGAUCAAUUUGCUUUCUCAUACCCAUCUCCAUUGGAGGGGUACGAAAACCUCGAGCCGCUGUCAAACGAGAGAACCGAAGACGGAAAGUCAUUGAAGAACCCUCAGCAUGGCGUACUGAGCAAAGCCUAUGAGGAGUUCCCGGAUCCUCUAGCCAAAGAUCGGCGCGGAGGCUUCGAUAUCCACAUCUAUCAUUUCCAGGCCAACGAGGAACAAGCUACAUAUGCUAAAGCCCUCUGGGAACGAGUCCGACGAGAAUUUCCCGAGUUACGAAUUUACACAUUCUUCGACCGGCCAGUCGGCCCUCACCCAAUCGCCAUGUUCGAAGUGAAUUUGUUUACGCCGGCGCAGUUUGGAGCGUUCAUUCCCUGGUUGAUUAUCAACCGGGGCCCGCUUAGUGUUCUCAUUCAUCCCAACACGGUGGACUCGGAGGAAGAGCGAAAUCAUACUCAGCGUGCGACUUGGCUUGGAGAACGUAUUCCGUUGGAUUUGUCACUUUUCAAGUUGAUGAAGAAAAAGGAAGAAGAGGCUGAGAGGCAGCGGCAACUGUGA
Messenger RNA from Penicillium paradoxum, 555 nucleotides. Its product is annotated as DOPA 4,5-dioxygenase family protein. The coding region runs from base 1 to 555 and encodes 184 amino acids. Lineage: Eukaryota; Fungi; Ascomycota; Eurotiomycetes; Eurotiales; Aspergillaceae. The transcript is spliced from 4 exons. The record is from RefSeq and is a predicted model, not a curated record.